Messenger RNA from Phoenix dactylifera (date palm), 4122 nucleotides. Lineage: Eukaryota; Viridiplantae; Streptophyta; Magnoliopsida; Arecales; Arecaceae. The record is from RefSeq and is a predicted model, not a curated record.
AAGUCUGCCCCCUGCUCUCGAUCUGUCCUUCCCUCCCUUAUUAAUUCUCGCUCCUUUUUCUUCUUCUCAAAUCGAUGUACUAGAAGGCGAUCCCUUUCCUCUCUCUUCUUCCCUUUAUCCUUCUUGUUCUCGGCCAAAUACCUAGUUUGGAUUCCUUCUCCACCAUCGCCGAGGGGAGAUCGGUCGUCCGGGGCCCGAAACUAGGGUUUCCGGGUUCGAAUCAGCUGACUUUUUGCCUGCGGUGAGGUGUUCCUCGCAGAAAGAUCUCGCGGUCUACGAUUUUAACGAAGAGGAGGAGGCCGUGGAGGCGGAGUCCGGAAAGUUCUCGGCGAGGAUCCAGUCCAAGUUGAAGGAAGCAGAAACCAAGUAUCAGUUCCUUGAGGCAUUCCACUCAAGCUUGAAUUUAAGGCGAACAGAUGUGACCAGUGCUUAUAUGGAUUUGUGUGAAAGAGAUAAUGCCCGGGAGUCAUGUAUCAUAGAUACACCACAAAAAAAUCUGGCUGCUUCUGAUGAGAAAAUUGAGUUCGAUGAAUUUAUUGCAUCCUCAACAAGUUAUGAAGACAAUGGUCAUAUACUCACAGAUGAAAACGAACCUGAGAUUCUUACAGGAACGGAUCCUCUUAUAAUUAGAACUUCUGGUCUUGUAGUACCUUCUGUAGGCGACAAACAAUUCUCAGAGUCUUCAUCCGAUGGAACAACAGUUGAUGUGAUUUCAGAUGAUGAAGGUAGCUGGGUGUCGGCAUCUGAUUCUCCAUCAGCAACACAUUCUGAUGUCGAGAGUGAAGGUUACUUAGAACACCGAGUCUCAGAUAAUUGUUACAGUGCAUGUGCAGAUACGGUGGAUGACAACAUGGCUGUCAUAGUUUUCCCUGAUUAUGUUAUAUAUAAGAACAUGCUGUGUGGAGACUCUCGGUUAACCUUCUUCACAGAUUGCAUUAAGAUUGAGUGUUCGGAUGUCAGUGGAAAUGGAAAAUUUGUUUUAGAAUGUGCAAUUGCUGAUAUCAUUUAUAUUCAUCGCCAGUGGAGUGGAAGUGUUGAAGCUGCUUUGGUUAAACUUUGUUUUAAAGCAACUGAUGCUAAUGGAAAUGAAAAACCUCACAAUGAUGGUGAAUUGAAGAUAAUAUUUGCCAUUGCUGAUACACAUUGGUUUGAAAAGGAGCAGAAAAUCAGGAAUCUGGCAGAAAGAUAUGGAGAUAUUUGGAACGCUCUUCCUAAUGAUGAUCUGGUGGGGGGAGACGACACCUUGGUCCCUGAUAUGUUGUUUUCAAGGCAAUGCUUUACUGAAAAUUAUGGUUUUUUUGCUCACAAAAAGAAUUAUGGACUUCUCAGAAUUGUGGAGCCCUUUGAAGAUGUUAUCUACCCUAAAGGAGAUCCUGAUGCUGUCUCUAUAAGUAAAAGAGACAUUGAGCUGUUACAACCAGAAACUUUUGUCAAUGACACAAUUAUUGACUUUUAUAUCAAAUAUUUGAAGAACAAGAUUGAACCUAAUGAGAAGCAUAGGUUCCAUUUCUUCAACAGUUUUUUCUUCCGUAAACUAGCGGACAUGGACAAGGAUCCAGGCAGUGCUUCGGAAGGCAGAGCAGCUUUCCUUCGUGUUCGUAAAUGGACACGGAAAGUAAAUAUAUUUGAGAAGGAUUACAUUUUCAUACCAGUUAACUUCAAUUUGCACUGGAGUUUGCUUGUUAUUUGUCAUCCUGGAGAAGCAGCAACUUUAAAAGAUGAUGACAUAAAGGAGUCUUCUAAAGUGCCCUGUAUAUUGCAUAUGGAUUCCAUUAAGGGCAGUCAUAGUGGUCUCAAGAAUAUUAUUCAAAGUUACCUAUGGGAGGAAUGGAAGGAAAGACAUCCAGAAGCAUCUGAAGAUAAUUCAUCAAAGUUCUCAAAUUUAAGAUAUGUCUCACUUGAGUUGCCACAACAGGAGAAUUCAUUUGAUUGCGGCCUUUUCUUACUUCAUUUUGUGGAAUUGUUUCUGGAAGAAGCUCCAGCAAAUUUCAGCCCUUUCAAAAUCACAAAGUUUUCCAGUUUUCUUGGUGCUGAUUGGUUUUCGCCCGUUGAGGCUUAUCUUAAGCGUUUUAUCAUUUGGAAGCUGAUAUAUGAUCUUCUCAAGGUCCCCUCUCAAAAAGUUAUGCCAACAACAUGUACCAAUGGACAUUUCUCUGGGUUUCCUGAAAUUGAGGCUGAUCCCGUCAUAGAAUUUCUUCCUGUGCAAUGCCAUCCAGCCAAGCCAGCAGUUGGUGAUUCAAUAACUCCUGCUACUGACAGAGGAAAUGAAAAUGAUGUUGAGCAAGUACGAGCAGUAGAAUUUCUUCCCCAGCCGUGCAGUCCGGCUAAGCCAGUACUUUCUUAUUCAUGCGGACCUGCUUCUGACAGAGUAAUUCAAAUUGAACUGUCAAAUACAUCUUCUGAUGUCACUCAAUGUGAUAAAAAUGUGGGACUGGUUGUGCGAGAACUUCUUGGACCAGGAGCAACUGCAGGGUUUUAUCCUGAGGUCCCAGAAAAUGCUUGUCAACAGGAUGAACCGUUUGAGAAACUUGCAUCUACAGCAUGUCGGGUAGUGGAACAUGUGGAUAAGAGUCUGCAUUUUGUUUCCUCAAGCCUAGACAACGAUGCUUGCCAACCACCAGGUGGAAUCUCCAAUUCCCAGAUUUGUUCGACUUCGUAUUCCCCUGAGGUUGUGGGAGUGCAUGAUACAUUACAGAGCUCUAUGCAAGAAAAGGAAGCAAAUGUUACAUCACUUGAGUCUUUUAACAUGGACCAAACAGUUUCUGAUUGGAACCAUGAAGCAGGAGAACCAGAGUCUGUCUCGCCCAAGAACAAAGGAUAUGUUCCAGAUAGCCCUUCUCUUUCUUCUGAGAAGCAACUGGAUGGUUUUGUCGAGGAUUCUCAGAAAACAGAUACUGUUAAUGUGAAGAAUGAGGAUCAUCAAAAUUCCCAGGUAAUUGAUUCCAUGGAGGAUGGUGGGGAUGGUGGAGAUUGUAAGGAAGUUAAAAAAUCUGAGGCCAGGGUUGGGGAUAGUAUAACUGAAGCAGAGGAUGGAGAUUGUGAUAAUUGCCAGAAACAGGAUGCUACAAGGGCAGAUGGGGAAGAGGGCCAAAACAAUGCUGUUACUGAAGCAGAUGGCAUGGAUGGUGAUUGCGAGAAUGUUGUUACCACUGAAGCAGAGAGUGGGUUAUGCGGUGGUCCUUGCGAAGAGAAUCUUCCUCCCAUGUACUGUCAAGAUAUCGUAAUAGCUGAUGAUGAGAGUUCAUUAGAUGACGACGAUGAUGAGAAGCUAACUGCAAAGAGAUUAGAACAGCAACCUUGCAAACGUCAGAAGGUUAUGCUCCCUGAAGGCAGAAGGCGCACCCGAAGCUUCACAAGAGACUGCCCUUGAAUGGCUCUCCGAUAAUUGGUCAUUUUUGCUUGAUUAAUGCACCUUGUAAAUUUUUCUGUGACAUACUAGCUGUCUGUAUACGGUCAGAUAGGAUAUGGGGUGUUUAUAGGGGUGUCUUUCGGUAUCUCCCCUCUUUACCUGCAUUGGUGAUUUUGUUAGCUAGCUGCAUCAUUAAAUAACCAAUUGAGGUGUCCUUGCCUUUCACAAUGAAUUAUUCUCCUAUAGUCACUGUUUAGCAAUUCUUGUGCUCUUCACGAGACAUUGUGUCAAGAGUAGGGGAACAUACAGAGCAGCUAUUAAUUCAAGCAUAUUAUGGGUUGAGUUGAUAGCAUCUAGGCUGCAGCCUCAUGCAUUUGGUCGAUACUUGAAACUGAGCCCCUCCUUAAGGCCUUUUGAGAAAAUAGCAAUUCUGGCUUCAAAGUCUUCCUUUCUAACCGUGGAAGUGUGGAACUUUCAAUUGAGCUCUUUUUAUUUGAUUCAUGGUCUGAUCGGUGAAUCUGUUAAAAAAGAUGCAUCCUCUCACAAAAGAGCAAGAUGGUUGUGUAUUUUUGGCUUGUCGCAGCUUCCAUGAGCUCGCAUGGGUACACUACAUUAUUAGACUCGUUUCCGCGUGGCCAAAUGAAGCUCUGAUAAACUGUGCACCUAAUUGUUCAAUUUCUUGAGUGUUGCUCAUGUGAUUGGGAAUUAUUGAUGUUGUUUCCAAACUGAUGGGAUAUUUAAAAAAUCAUGUUGUUAUGAUCUAGUUAAGUCUA